CCACACAUUGGGCUCCUGUUCCCCAAUCCCCCAGGUGACUCCCAGCCAUGAAGACACUUGUCCUCCUCUCUGCCCUUUUCCUGCUGGCCUUCCAAGUCCAGGCUGAUCCUAUCCAAAAAACAGAUGAAGAGACUAAUACUGAGGUGCAGCCAGAGGAAGAGGAGCAGGCUAUGUCUGUCUCCUUUGGAAAUCCAGAAGGCUCUGAUCUUCAAGAAGAAUCGUUGAGAGAUCUGGGAUGCUAUUGUAGAAAAAGAGGCUGCACAAGAAGAGAACGCAUUAAUGGGACCUGCAGAAAGGGUCAUUUAAUGUACACACUCUGCUGCCUCUGAACAUGGAGACCCCAGAGGACAAGACUUCCAUGAGCACUGAGGCCACUGAUGCUGGGGCCUGAUGUCCACUUCUCAAUAAAUUGUCCGCAGUA
Messenger RNA from Mus musculus (house mouse), 421 nucleotides. It is a transcript of the gene Defa40, whose product is annotated as defensin, alpha, 40. The transcript has 2 exons. NCBI's taxonomy places the organism in Eukaryota, Metazoa, Chordata, Mammalia, Rodentia, Muridae. Gene Ontology annotation, biological process: defense response; defense response to bacterium. Gene Ontology annotation, cellular component: extracellular region. Bases 48 to 329 code for a protein of 93 amino acids. The record is from RefSeq and is marked validated.